AUGAUAGCUACGAUCCUAGUGGUCUUAUUUGUUGCAUAUUUGUUGAGAAAUGUGUUCUCGGGGAUUGAGAUUUCCAACCCGAAUAAAGGUGAGACAGCAGAAACUAUUGUUGAAGGCAAAUUUACCCCCGUAAGUUUAGCAAAAUACAAUGGUAGUGACGAUCCCAAGAUAUUCAUUGCUGUUAGAAAUAGAGUGUUCAAUGUGACAAUGGGAGCAGCCUUUUAUGGUCCUGGUGGGCCUUACGAGAACUUUGCAGGUAGAGACGCUUCUCGUGGGUUAUCCAAAAAUUCCUUUGAGUUAGAAUGCUUGACACCUGUAGACCAACCAAUUGACCCUUUAGAUAACUUGACUAGCGAUGAGAUAGAAUCCUUAGACAGCUGGGAAGAGCAUUUUGAAAAUAAAUAUCCUGUGGUGGGUACGCUCCAUGAAAACGACACAGUUUGA
This is a messenger RNA of Debaryomyces hansenii CBS767, 444 nucleotides long. RefSeq names its product Dap1p (gene DAP1). Gene Ontology annotation, cellular component: endomembrane system; membrane. The record is from RefSeq and is a predicted model, not a curated record. The transcript has a single exon. NCBI's taxonomy places the organism in Eukaryota, Fungi, Ascomycota, Pichiomycetes, Serinales, Debaryomycetaceae. Bases 1 to 444 code for a protein of 147 amino acids.